Molecule: messenger RNA, 984 nt
Organism: Adineta steineri
Lineage: Eukaryota; Metazoa; Rotifera; Eurotatoria; Adinetida; Adinetidae
Source: the annotation of a GenBank genome assembly
AUGCGAUAUUCAGCGUACCGACAUCGAUAUCCUGUUAUUAUUGCACCACCAAAAUUAAAACCAAAAUCAAAUCGUAAGAAAUGGAUUAUUUGUGGUGUUAUUUGUGUACUAAUACUUGUGACGAUCGUUGUUAUUGGAGUCGGUCUGGGUGUUGGACUUGGACUUGGACUUAAAAAAAGUUCUAGUUCGUCAAGUAGUAGUGAUAGUGAAACUGGUACUCUUUCACCACCAUCAGUCAGUUGUACCUAUACGAGUCCAUCAGUAUGUGGAUGUGCAUCAACACAACCAUCAUUCUUAUCAUCAAAAAUUAUAAAUGGUUAUUCUGCAGUUGCUAACUCAUGGCCAUGGAUAAUAAUUCUCUAUUAUGAUGGUGCUCAGCGUUGUGAUGGUUUUAUUUAUGAUUUUGAACAUGUUGUAACUGCAGCUCAUUGUGUUAAUGGUUUAUCAGCGUCCUCGUUAUCAAUUGCUGCUGGUGUUUAUUCACUUUCAUCUACAACAAAUGUACAAACACGUACUGUAUCUGCUAUACAAGUUCAUACAAGUUAUUCUACAACUACUUAUGUAAAUGAUAUAGCAGUACUUAAACUUUCUUCUGCAUUAACUGGAAAUAACUAUGUUGGUUUAUGUUGUGUAACAUCAGAUACAACAUUACCUGCUGUAAAUGAACAUGCUGUUAUUAUUGGAUGGGGAACUACAAAUGCUAAUAGUAUAACUAUACCAGAUACUUUACAACAAGCUGUUAUUCAAAUUAAAACUGCAUCAAAGUGUAGUCUUAGUGCAAGUUCAACUGGACAAUUUUGUGCUGGUUGGGGUACAACUGAUACAUGUUACGGUGAUAGUGGAGGACCUUUAAUGACAUCUGUAAAUAACGCAUGGACAUGUACAGGUGUUGUAAGUUAUGGAACUAGUUGUAAUGGUGCUGGUACUUAUACUCGAGUAUCCUAUUAUAAAUCAUUUAUUGACGAUGCUGUAGCGAAUUUAUAA